Aspergillus welwitschiae is the source of this 1224-nucleotide messenger RNA. Its product is annotated as ankyrin repeat protein. The record is from RefSeq and is a predicted model, not a curated record. Gene Ontology annotation, molecular function: protein binding. The coding region runs from base 192 to 848 and encodes 218 amino acids. NCBI's taxonomy places the organism in Eukaryota, Fungi, Ascomycota, Eurotiomycetes, Eurotiales, Aspergillaceae. The transcript has a single exon.
AAAGCGCUUUUUUCCGCCCGCGCCACUUUCAUCCGCCCAUCUCGAUUCACUGAACACAUCCUGCCGUCACUUGCCCAUUACCACUUCAUCGGAGAUUAUUGUGUGACUCAAGGUAUGGCGCUACUUGCCUAAGCCUCCAUACAUUAUCAGGCCUGACUCAUUUUCUCCCUCAGACUAGUGAAACCGUCGCUAUGAUUCAACCCAACCCUUACGUUCUGGCCGCCGACAACCCGGGCGCCGUCCUGACUCUGUUGCAGUCCAACCCCUCCAUCGCCUCGAACCAGGACGAGCACGGAUAUUCAUUACUCCAUGCUGCGGCUUCAUACGGACACAUCGAUCUGCUACGCGCCCUUGUCAAGGACUACAACGUGGACGUCAACCUGCUCGACGAGGACGGUGAAACCUGCCUGUUUGUGACGGAAAGCCUCGACAUUGCGAAAUGCCUUGUUGAGGAACUGGGCGUGGACUACAACAAGAGAAACGACGAGGGCCUCGCAGCCUAUGAGACUAUCGAGAGCGAUGGCUCGUUCCCGCAAAUCGCUGCUUACCUGCGGCAAGUCGCCGGUGUGCCAGAACCUGCCACUGACUCGGCUGGCGACGCACUAAACCCGGCCCCUCCGCUUCCCCCGAAUAUCCAGAUGAACCUGGGCACGGUGUCGGAACAGGAGGCGAGUGCAGGAAUGGAUGAGGUCGACCCCGAGUUCAAGCGGCGCAUCGAUGAGCUUGCGGCGCGGGAGGAUUUCCACAGCGAAGCUACGCAGAAUCAGCUGCGCCAGUUGGUCAUGGAUGCUAUUUCGGGGUCCGGCAUUAACACUCAGGAGCGGGAUGUGCGGCGCAGGACGGAUUAAGGAGAAUCAUACAGCAGAUUGCCAGUAUUCUGCAGCCCUCUGGCAGUAGUGGAUACCCAUUUUCCUGCUUAGGGAUGUCGGAGGUGUUCCGGAGAGGCCGUUUACGUCUCGCAUCAAUUCGCGCCUAGGGCCUUUGGACCUGCAGAUUGAACAAUCCCAUCAUACUGCUAUGCCGCACCCUAUGUGGUCUUGAGCAUUGCAGGAGAGAGGGCCUUCUGACUGAUAACCUGGUACAUGGAGAAAUGGUGCCUCAAUCAGGCGGCACUCCAUGAACAAAAGACCUACACAUGCGCCCAACGCACGCGAACAGAGCAUGACAGGCAGCUGAAAGCGGCAGCAUACUACCUUAUGUGACCAAGAAUAAUACCUUAAUCCG